CCAAUUGGUGGCGGGAGAAAGAGAGGGCUUUCUCCAAUCGAUCCAUCCAUCCGAGAGCAAUGGCGGCCACAGCGGCAAUGGUGUCCUCGGCGGCGGCAUUGGCAUCGUCGCGGAGCGGCGUCCAUGGCGCCAGCCUCGUCUCGGCCAAGGCGCCCCUCCCCAAGGCGGUGGCGGCGAGGCAAAGCCUGAGCUGCAGCUGCUCCAUGGCGGACGAGGAGGAGCAAGGAGUGUCGAGGAGACUGGCCUUGGCGCUGGCGGCCGGAGCUCUUGUGGCCACCGGCAAGGUGUCCACUGCGAGUGCGGCUUAUGGCGAGGCGGCCAAUGUGUUUGGCUCGCCAAAGCAACAGUCGGGCUUCACCACCUUGACCGGCGAUGGCUUCAAGCUGGACGUGCCCUCCAAGUGGAAUCCCAGCAAAGAACUCGAGUUCCCUGGCACACUGCUGCGAUACGAGGACAACUUCGACCAAAAAUCCAACCUUGCAGUCAUGGUCAUCCCCACGGACAAGAAAUCCAUCACCGACUACGGAUCGCCCGAGGAGUUUCUCAGUGCUUAUAGCUAUCUCCUCGGCAAGCAGGCCUAUGCUGGCAAGACCGUCUCAGAGGGAGGAUUUGAUCCCAACGCCGUGGCCACUGCCGCGGUGCUACAAUCCAAGACAAAAGACAUCAAUGGGAAGAAGUACUACGAUCUGGAUGUACUGACCAGAACAGCCGACGGUGACGAGGGUGGCACGCACCAGCUGAUCGUUGCGUCCAUCAACAAUGGCAAGCUCUACUUGCUCAAGGCACAAGCGGGCGACAAGAGGUGGUUCAAGGGCGCGCAGAAGUUCGUCAAGGGUGUUGCCGAAUCCUUCAGCUUGGCUUAGAUAUAUAUACCUUAUAGCAAGCUCCACCACAAAGCUCUAAAACGUGAAAGAAAGCGAACCUUAAAUUCAUCGCUGAUCGCUCUCGCUCUCGAUAGAGGUGUACAUUUUCUACGAUGCUUGCGUGAAUUUUAUUCAAGGAACAUCAGAAGAA
Messenger RNA from Selaginella moellendorffii, 1014 nucleotides. Its product is annotated as oxygen-evolving enhancer protein 2, chloroplastic. Bases 60 to 863 code for a protein of 267 amino acids. The record is from RefSeq and is a predicted model, not a curated record. Gene Ontology annotation, biological process: photosynthesis. NCBI's taxonomy places the organism in Eukaryota, Viridiplantae, Streptophyta, Lycopodiopsida, Selaginellales, Selaginellaceae. The transcript is spliced from 4 exons. Gene Ontology annotation, molecular function: calcium ion binding. Gene Ontology annotation, cellular component: photosystem II; extrinsic component of membrane; photosystem II oxygen evolving complex.